This is a messenger RNA of Spirometra erinaceieuropaei, 447 nucleotides long. NCBI's taxonomy places the organism in Eukaryota, Metazoa, Platyhelminthes, Cestoda, Diphyllobothriidea, Diphyllobothriidae. The record is from the annotation of a GenBank genome assembly.
AUGGCGAGAGGCAGUGGUGGUGGUGGCGGUGAUGAUGAUGAUGAUGAUGAUGGUGGUGAUGAUGAUGAUGAUGAUGGUGGUGGUGGUGGUGGUGGUGGUGGUGGUGAUGAUGAUGAUGAUGAUGAUGAUGAUGAUGAUGAUGAUGAUGAUGAUGAUGAUGAUGAUGAUGAUGAUGAUGAUGAUGAUGAUGAUGAUGAUGAUGAUGAUGAUGAUGAUGAUGAUGAUGAUGAUGAUGAUGCAUCAGCAGGAGUGGCCAUCCACUGCUGGUCAUCGAAUACUAAGAGGACAGUCCGCCUGUUUCCUACUUCCGGCUUGAAGCCCAACGUCGGUGCCGCAACAUCUAGAAAUACCACAGACGCACACGCCAUUUUCUGGAGGGAAAACACGUCGCAGUACCGAGAGGCCCUCGUGUUCGGUUCAAAACCACCAGGCUUAAUAUGCUACUAA